Molecule: messenger RNA, 2798 nt
Organism: Prosopis cineraria
Lineage: Eukaryota; Viridiplantae; Streptophyta; Magnoliopsida; Fabales; Fabaceae
Product: pentatricopeptide repeat-containing protein At1g62670, mitochondrial-like
Exons: 2
Coding region: 701-1621 (306 amino acids)
Molecular function (GO): protein binding
Source: RefSeq, a predicted model, not a curated record
UCCUCCAUCAUCUUCUUCUCCCUUCCUUCUCUCUUUUCCUCUCACCCUCCGUCUCAACUUCUUCCUUCAUUCCCAUUCUCCAAAUCCCAACGAGGUCUCCGAUGCCGUUGAUUCAUUCAAUCGCUUGCUCCGUCAGCGUCCCCCGCCCUCCAUAUUCGAAAUUAAAAAACUUUAGGAGCCAUUGCCAAGAUGAAGAAGUACCGCAUUGCUAUUUCACUUUGUUCUUAGUUGGAGUUGAAGGAUUUCGCUCCAUGUCUAGUUUCCCUGAGCAUUUUAAUCAACUGUUACUGCCAUGUGGGUCAGAUGAAUUCUGCUUUCUUUGUAUUGGGCAAGAUUUUCAAGAUCGGUCUUCAAGCGGAUAAUACAACUUUGACUACACCAUUGAAGGGACUCUGUGUCAAUAACAUGGUUGGCGAAGCAUUGGAUUUUCACGAUGACCUCCUUUCAAAAAGAUAUUUUUUUGAAUGAACUUAGUUACGGCAUAUUAAUCAAUGGAUUAUGUAAAAUGGGGAAAACGAGGUCUGCUGUUAAAUUACUCCAGAAGCUGCCGAGACUUGCAGUGAAGCCUGAUUAGUUAUCUACAGCACAGUAAUCGACGGGCUUUGUAAGGAUGGAUUUGCAAGUGAAGCACUUUGUUUGUUUUCAGAAAUGAUUGGCCUAGGAAUAUUUCCCAAUACAGUCAUAUACAACAUUCUAAUUAAUGGGUUUUGCAAAAUCCAUCGUUGGAAAGAAGUUACUCAGUUGCUCAAUGAUAGUUCCGAAGAGACAUCAACCUGAAUGUUGUCACCUUUAUAUUUUGGUGGAUGCACUUUGUAAUGAUGGAAGGAUUAUAGAAGCUCAAGGUGUGUUUGCCAUGAUCAUCAAGUUUGAUCAAAAGCCCACUGUGGUUUCCCAUAACGGAUUAAUGGAUGGAUAUUGUAUGGUCAACAAUUUAAAGGAAGCAACGGCAGUAUUUAAUACGAUGAUUAAAAGCGGUAUGAGACCAGAUGUUUUUAGUUAUAAUGUUUUGAUUAAUGGAUAUUGUAAGAAUAAAAGAUUGGAUGAGGCCAUAAAUCUCUUUAAGAAAAUGCGUUUGAGAAAUCUGGUUCCCGACAGCGUAAGUUAUACUUGUCUUAUUGACGGCUUGUGCAAAGGAGGAAGAAUCUCAUUUGUUUCUGAUCUUCUCGAUGAGAUGCAUCAAAGUGGUCAUCCCCCUGAUAUAAUCACUUUUAAUGUAUUGUUACAUGCAUUGUGCAAAAGGCGGGAUCUUGAUCGAGCAAUUGCGUUAUUUGAACAUAGUUUUAGAGAAAAAAUCCGACCUACUGACUGGACCUAUACUAUUCUUAUCGAUGGUUUGUGCAGAGGUGGAAGAUUAAAUGAGGCGAGAGAGAUUUUCCAGUAUCUUUUGAUGGAAGGUCAACAUCUAAAUGUUGUCUCCUACAAUGUUAUGAUCAAAGGACUUUGCAAAGAGGGUUUGUUUGAUGAGGCAGAGACGCUGCUUGAUGAAAUGGAAGACAGCGACUGCAUCCCUAACAUAAUAACCUUUAUAACUAUUAUUGGACAUCUUCUUGAUAAAAAUGAGAAUGAUGAGGCUGAGAAGCUUCUUCGUAUAAUGGUUUCUAAGGGCUUGCCAGAAAAUUGAAACAAGAUGGGGACCUCUAGUGCUUGUUUAUUUCUCAUAAAAGUUGUUGGAUUCUGAUUUCUGUUGAUGUUCUGUUCAAGUCAUACAUUUAGUAAAUUUUUUUUGUCUCUGUGCCGUUAGCAAUGUCAAAAUUUUGUCUUAAAAUGGCUUUUUUCUUUCUUCUUAAUGGAGGAUUGCUAAAUUCAUUCAACCGUUUGAUAUGCAUCUCUGUGUUGCUAAUGCAUUAGUGUCUCAGAUUGCUAUGAGAGUUUUUUUUUUCUCAUGUCAUCAGUUUGGUUGAAAGAUUUCAAACUCAAUGGAACAAUACUUUUCACUUCACUGAAGAACAUGAACUUGUAUAUAUACUGUACGUUGAUGUGAAAUAAAGCAAGUGUCUUAAUGCCACAAUCUUAUGGUACUAGCAUAGUUCUUCAGCUACAAUUUUUGAAGUUUCUGUUUUGGAUCCUGCUUCUCUCCUCUAACCCCUCUCCCCACUUCCUGUCCACUAAUUCUAAACGAUGUUGUUUUGCUGAUUCUAGUAGAAUCUCUGCCAUUCAUUUUAUUAUCUAAUACAGCUGUUGCUUGUGGAAUCUGGAGAGAAGAGACCGAAUCAUGUUCAGCCCUCAUCAUUCGCCUCUUUCCAUUUCAUUCUGCAAUGAUGAAUUCUCGUUUCCCUCGAACCAUAUCAAGCCUCAAAAGUUCUUCAUCAUCGGUGAAUGUUCCAAGAUCUUCAUCGUCAGCAUCUUCAUUUUUGACUUAGCCCCCAUCGUUAGUUCAUCAUCCAGAGCUUAGAAAGUUGAGCUUCGUGGUAAGGAUUCAUGUUCGAUGGCUUUGUCGAAAGCCUUCACCCAUCCUUUAUCCUUGAUCCUUCUACAAUCUCUAUGGUGUAGAAGCAAAGCAAUAGCUGGAAUAAAAGGAAGCAAAAGCCGAAGCAAAAGGAUGCAAGAAGAAAAUUAAAACAAAAGGAUGCAAAAAGAGCUGAAAUGAAAUAGCUGCGAAGAGAUGAGCUGAAUUGGAUGACUUCAUUUAGGAGGACCUAAGUUCAUAUGUGAGCCUAUAUAUUUGAACCUCAACAAUAUAAAUGAAUAUCGUAUUGUCUUGAAACUGUAAAGUGUAAUAAAAGCUAUAUUGAUUUUGAACAAAAGUGACUUAAUUUUCCCUGAAAUCAGUCAUGAUAUGAGACCCAUCUUUUGUUGAA